AGGGAAAGACAUUUUCUGGCAGCAAAAGCAUAACGAUGGAUAACAUCGAAGGAUCUGAGUGGAUGGUGGUGAUAGCCAUGCUCAUACAUCUGUUGAUGGCUCCGGGCACCAAGGUAGAGGAAAGUUUCAAUGUACAAGCCACACAUGAUCUGAUCUACCACACCUAUAACAUCUCAGCUUAUGAUCACAACGAAUUCCCUGGUGUGGUACCGAGGACAUUUGCAGGACCAAUAUAUCUGGCUCUGUUUGGUCUACCCAUGCGUUUCAUCUUUCAUCUUUUGGACACACCGAAAUUUUGGAUGCUUUUUAUUGUGCGUUUUGUCCUCGGAAUGACAAAUGUGCUCGCUUUCCUGAACUUCGCUAGAGCUGUUCGGAAGCAUUUCGGUGCUGAAACAGCCAUGUUUUUGAGGGUCAUCGUUGCAUCGCAAUUCCACAUGCUCUUUUAUGCGUCUCGACCACUUCCAAAUUCAUUUGCAUUCAUUUUAGUGCUUGUGGUAUUUCAACGAUGUCUCGAAAAUCGGUACGAAAGCGCUGUUCGAUGGGCUACUACUGCUGUCGUACUAUUCAGAUGUGAGUUGGUGCUACUAUUUGCUCCGAUAUUCAUGCCAGUUAUUCUGAGUGGGCGACUGCCACUGUUUGGAUGGGACGGAGCACUUCUCAUCGGUGCGAGAACAGCAAUUCAGGUUCUAGCCGUGACUAUUCCCAUUGAUUCCCUGUUUUGGGGUCGACCUAUCUAUCCUGAGUUUGAGGUUGCAGUCUUCAAUCUUUUGAAAAAUAGAAGCCAUGAAUAUGGGGUGUCACCAUUCUUAUGGUACUUCUACUCUUGUUUGCCUCGCGCUCUGGCAGCUAGUCUCCCGCUCGCUGUUCUUGGAGUAUUUCUGGAUCGAAGGCUUCGGAAAUACAUAUCGAUUGCUCUCAUAUUCAUUUCAUCGUAUAGCUUGCUACCUCACAAAGAACUCAGGUUUAUCAUGUAUUCAUUCCCGUUGAUCAAUCUCUCAGCUGCUGUGUUUUGUGCCAGAAUGUACGUAAAUCGCCAUAAAUCCUUUGCUCGCCGAGCUCUGUACUACGGAUGUUGCUUACACCUUAUAGCCAAUCUUCUGGCUACAGCUGCUUUCCUUUAUGCUGGAGCAAGAAAUUAUCCCGGCGGAGAUGCGAUCGCUCACCUACAGUGGACACAAAGAGUGGAUGCCAACAAACCGAUGUCUGUCUACAUCGACAACGCUUGUGCACAGACUGGUGUCAGCAGAUUUAUGCAGCUGUACGAUGCUUGGGAGUACAACAAGACCGAGACUCUGCGCCCGAAUGACUUGGAGAGAUUUGAUUUUCUGAUGAUUGGCACAUACUCUGGGAACCUCAAGGAUAUUGUCAUGACAAACUACAGCACUCAUCAUAGAGUGAUGUUUGCUGUUCCAGCUUUUCAUCGAUUUACUAUAAAGAAAUCAUCUUCUUUCCCGUUCUAUCAUCCGGAAAUGGUUUUCAAAGAGAAAGUAGCUGUGUUGAGGAGAAAAUGAGGUUUAUAAUAGGUUGACACAUGAGUUUUGCACCUAAUUUUGUAUCUUUUCCCUUUUUGAUUGUGACAUGUUCAUUCAUGGGCAUAAUGUAGAAUAUGUA
This is a messenger RNA of Cylicocyclus nassatus, 1611 nucleotides long. NCBI's taxonomy places the organism in Eukaryota, Metazoa, Nematoda, Chromadorea, Rhabditida, Strongylidae. The record is from the annotation of a GenBank genome assembly.